UCAGGAUUACCAAGAAUGCAAGUAAUUCGAAACUACAAAGGAAUACCGCAACCAGCGCCACAGGAUGGUCCACCAUUGCAUAUCCAGAUUGGGGACACUAUUGAACUGAUUACAGGCGAUGCCCAUAGUUUAUUUUGGCAGGGUAGAAAUCUAACGACAGGAGAACUGGGCUUCUUCCCAAGUGAUGCGGUAAAGCCUAGCCCAUGUGUUCCUAAGCCAGUUGACUACUCAUCGCAACUGUGGUUUGCAGGAGCAAUGGAAAGAUUGCAAGCAGAGAGUGAACUUAUUAACAGAAUAAAUAGCACUUAUCUGGUGCGACACAGGACUAAAGAGUCAGGAGAAUAUGCAAUUAGCAUUAAGUACAAUAACGAAGUGAAACACAUCAAGAUUUUAACAAGAGAUGGCUACUUCCACAUUGCAGAAAAUAGAAAAUUUAAAAAUUUAAUGGAACUUGUAGAUUACUAUAAGCACCACUCUCUCAAAGAAGGCUUUCGAAGUCUGGAUACUACACUUCAGUUUCCAUACAAAGAAUCUGAAAACUCAGUGGGACAGAGGGGUAACAGAGCGGGUGGCAACUUGCUAAGUCCAAAGGUGAUAGGCAUUGCCAUUGCAAGGUAUGACUUCUGUGCAAGAGACAUGAGAGAGCUAUCCUUAUUGAAAGGCGAUGUUGUAAAAAUUUAUACGAAAAUGAGUGCAAAUGGCUGGUGGAGAGGUGAAGUAAACGGAAGGGUGGGCUGGUUUCCUUCUACUUACGUUGAAGAAGAUGAAUGAAUUAAAAAUUUUUCUCUGCUGACCAGCAAUUUCAGGGAUUGUAGAAUUUAAUAACUUCAAGCAUUAAUGGUCUUGUUAAGUACUUAGGCAGCAGCAUUUUGUCUGUCUGAACCUUCCAGUCUUAUUGUUGGGAUUUAUAAAGAACUUUGUGUGAACAGAUUAUUACCUUGCCCAGAGCUGUGCAAGAAACAACCUGCCACUUUGCUGUCACUGGGGAUCAGUACAAAGUCCGGUGCUCACCUUCCCAGAAGAUUUCAGGAAAACAAAUUCCUUUAUUCUCUUUUUCUGUUUUUCACCCUGUACUACACCAUGAAUUGUAGGAAUGGCUGAAUUUUUAAUAAGUCUGUUUUCUUCUAGCUAACAUCUGUGAUGAUAUGAGGAGAUGAAGGCUUAUUGUUCCUUAUCACUGUAUGCAGAAAACAUAGUUCAGUCAUUCAGGUGGGCAUGAAGUGUAGUCAGUAGAUUUUUCAAAAUAUCAAACUGUCUUACUUAUCACCUUGUAAACAGUUGUACGCUAAAAAAAAUCAUUCUGAAGUAAAUAUGAAUUUUGUGAACGGGAAUAGCAUAUAUGCAUGUAUAAUUAGUUAACUGAAUUCUUAAAGGUUUUGCCUAAAUCUAACAAUUUGUUUAAAGAAGUCAUUUCUAAAAAGUUAUCGCUUGAAAAAUCAUCUGUAAAGUGGAAUUCUGGGUUUGUUCUUUGUCUUCUCAGCUUUGUUAAUUUAGUAGCUGAUAAUUUAAGUGAAACUUAGGGGUAAUUAUGGCAAGAGUCAUUUUAAAAUUGUAAGAAUUAGCAUUAAAUAUUGUAAUUCUAUUGUGUAGCAGGAUAUACUGAUGCAGGAUGAUUUCAUUUCAUGAGAACAAAAUUGUAUAUCUUAAUCUCUUGGAUGAUUCAUAUGAACUUUUUGAUGCUUCCAACUGUAAACUGUUUUUCCUGGUUAGACAGGAGCUUCUAUUCCUACUAAAGUCACCUUUUGUGCUCUUAGAAGUUAAUGCAGAAGGAACUUGCAGAGUUCAGCAUGCCUGUUCCCCUCUUGUUUCCUGUGAUUUUACUGGCAGGGCAGUGAGUGAUCUUGUUGCAGUGUUAUGAAUAUCCUUAAGUAACAGUGGAAACCAGAUUAGUUAGCUUGAAAGAUCAGUCCUCAAAGUGGCAUCUGCCCCUUGGGUGAGGCAUUUUUUUUAAGGUAUUUAUGGAGUGUCAGAAGUGCUUUAAGUUAAAAGAAAUGUGGGUGAUGCCUUCAGAUUUACUGUUUGUAAUAUUUAGAUAAUUUCUAACUCAUCUUGAAAACUUUAGAGAAAGUAAACCUCCUUCUUUUCUUCUUCCUGGCCUCCUGGCCAUUGUGAAGAACCAAGCACAGCAUAGAAGAUCACAGUAAUCCCCCUCCUCUCUGCAGCCAUCAUAUCCAUCUGUUACACCUAGCACAUGCUGUUAUGUGACUAGUUAAAAGUGAGGAUCACCUAAUUAGAAAUCCUCCACUUGUUAGGUUCAGUUUUGCAGAUGAAACUCUGCUGAUGCUCUUAACUUUCCAAGGAUUUACCUCAAAAUUAUGUAAACUGUGAUUAUAUUAAGUACAUUGCUUGAUGGAACAAUUCAGAGUGUUUGUAAAUAUGUACAUUAUGCAUAAAACAUUUUGUAAAUGACCUGUACAGCAGUGUAGACUGAGAUAUACUGUGUUUGAUCAUGUCUUGUCAUGUAGUUUUUUUGUCAGUUGUGAGUCUGAACCUAUGUUCCCUAUGUAGACAAAGUUCAUGCACAGUUUUGCCCUCUCAAGGGCUAGAUAAAUGGGCUAUGGACCUGUGAAGUGUUUAGUGCUUUGCUGUCAUACAGUUCUGAGAAGAAGUUUAAUUCAGUGAGUUGAGGAAUGCAUCAGUCAUUCUGGACAGCUUGGAUUUAGAAUCAUUUUGAGUACUCCCGCCAUCCUAAAAUUGCUGUAAAGCCUUUACGUGACUUCUGAAUCCAGUAAUCAGCCUUUGAGAAGAACGAAAGCCAUAGAUAAACUUACUUUUGUGGCAUAAAUCUACGUGUGAUUGUCUAUGUUUAAUGCCCUGUAUUAAUUGAGUUAAUGCUGCAUCUUAAACUAUAUUUUCAGUACCAAAGACUUCUAGAUAUUCUGGAGUAUUUCUUUCAUGUACUUCUUUUGCUUGUAUGGAGAUUUUGUUGUCAUGCAAUGCUGUUGUUACCAUACUUUAAUUUGUAACAGUUUGUAAAUAUGUUAAGUAUAAUAAACUGGUCAAUUUGUUUUUUGAAUAUGUGUCAAAAUACGUAGCUGACUAGUAUGACAUUUGCGUUCCUUUUGCCUCACAGUUUUCUUAUUGUGAGCAGAAAUUGAUAAUGUUGUUUUGGUUUCCCAGAUCUGUAUAAUCUUUGUUUAGCUGUGGGACUAAAUGGGUUGUUAUUAGUUUCUUUUCAUAGCUGGAAUAAUUUGUCUACUGCCACAUGAAGACAAGUGAUGUGUUUUGUUUGUGUUUAACUAUAGGGAACAUUGUGGAAUCAGUCAUCUGCUAUUGAUUUUUAUCUAUUAAAGCUGAUAACUUGUAGCAUUUAACUGAAAAAAAAAACUGAAAUGGGUUUAUGAAGUUUCCUUUUCUGUAUCAUGCUUCUUAGGAAUGUCCUUCCUCUUACACCUUUUUUUUUCUUCUGCAUUUGUCAUAUAUGGAUUAAUGUACAAAUUCCGGUUGAAUUGAGCUCUAAUCUUGAAAGUAGUCUUUGUUUACUUUCAUGGGCUACUUGAAAGUCUUUUAACGGUGUAACCCAUCCAUACGUUAUUUACAAUAUAAAAAAAUUAUAGUGCUUAUGGAAGUAUUUCUGGAUAGGUGAAUUAAUUCAGCAGGGUCAGUGAUGAUACAAUUCCAAUGUUGCUUCAUUGUGCUACUUCCAUUUUUCAGUAGCAAGUCUUUUCUUAUGGAACUACCUUUCUAACAGAUAAUUAUUGAACUGAAUGAGGCAUUUACACGUCUCUACAGAUGUAAGGCAUAAUUUUCCUGUCAGCCAUGAACAUGCCACAUAACUGAGCCACACCUAAUGAAAGAUGCAAAAAUGUUUCUCAUUUAAAUUCUCUUGUUAACAGUAUUGCACUCAGUCACAGAUCUUCUCCUUCCCCUUUUAUGUGAGAAGAAGGAUGCAUUCUCUGAUGGAUGAGAACUGUAAUUAGGGCACAAGAACCGCUUAUGACUGGGUACUGGUUGAAUUUUUCAGUUGUGAGGCUUGGAAAAUCACUUGAAAAUCUCAAUUUGGAAAAAAAAAAAA
Messenger RNA from Meleagris gallopavo (turkey), 4015 nucleotides. Lineage: Eukaryota; Metazoa; Chordata; Aves; Galliformes; Phasianidae. The record is from RefSeq and is a predicted model, not a curated record.